This is a messenger RNA of Onychomys torridus (southern grasshopper mouse), 3378 nucleotides long. It is a transcript of the gene Ildr2, whose product is annotated as immunoglobulin like domain containing receptor 2. NCBI's taxonomy places the organism in Eukaryota, Metazoa, Chordata, Mammalia, Rodentia, Cricetidae. The record is from RefSeq and is a predicted model, not a curated record. The transcript has 12 exons. Gene Ontology annotation, biological process: pancreas development. The coding region runs from base 1 to 2391 and encodes 796 amino acids. Gene Ontology annotation, cellular component: membrane.
AUGGCGUCGUCGGGCCUCGACGCCCUCCAGAGACACAGCGAGCAGCCGGCGCCCUCGCCGGGCUCCCGCCCUUACCAGAAUGUGGAUGCCUGCUUCUUUACCACCGCCAAUCCUGAACAUCCCAACUCUUGUCCCAUUUUUCAACGGCGGCGCGGCUGCCGAGCUCCCCCGCGCGGCGGGCUCUGCUGCGGGGAGGCGCUCGCCCCGCGCCGCGCUGCCUGUGCGUGCGGGAACGGCCCCCGCAGCCCAAGCGGACUCUGGAGCCGGCGGCAGCGCGCGUCUCGCGGGCGGCGGCGUCCAGCGCCCGGGCCCGGGCUGCGCGGCCAGCCCCGAGGGCUGCGGCGCCAGGGACGCGCGGGGGGCCCGUGCUCCGCCGCCGCCGCCUGCUGCCGCCGCGAGGCCAUCGGGAUCCUCGGGUGCCAGCCGCUGCCCACUUGUCCCACUCCGGAUCUGCAUGGGAAGUUGGGGAAGAUGGACAGGGUCGUGUUGGGGUGGACCGCUGUCUUCUGGUUAACAGCCCUGGUGGAAGGCCUGCAGGUCACAGUGCCCGACAAGAAGAAGGUGGCCAUGCUCUUCCAGCCUACCGUGCUCCGCUGCCACUUCUCCACAUCCUCCCAGCAGCCUGCAGUGGUGCAGUGGAGGUUCAAGUCCUACUGCCAGUACCGUAUGGGAGAGUCCUUGGGCAUGUCCUCUCCCGGGGCCCAAGCUCUCAGCAAGAGGAACCUAGAAUGGGACCCCUACUUGGACUGUCUAGACAGCAGAAGGACCGUUCGAGUGGUAGCUUCAAAGCAGGGCUCGACUGUUACCCUGGGAGAUUUCUACCGGGGCAGAGAGAUCACCAUAGUUCAUGAUGCAGAUCUGCAGAUCGGAAAGCUCAUGUGGGGAGACAGCGGGCUCUAUUACUGCAUCAUCACCACCCCGGAUGACUUGGAAGGCAAACAUGAGGACUCCGUGCAACUGCUGGUGUUGGGCAGGACAGGGCUGCUUGCUGAUCUCUUGCCCAGUUUUGCUGUGGAGAUUAUGCCAGAGUGGGUGUUUGUUGGCCUGGUGAUCCUGGGGAUCUUCCUCUUCUUCGUGCUGGUGGGGAUCUGCUGGUGCCAGUGCUGCCCUCACAGCUGCUGCUGCUAUGUCCGCUGCCCAUGCUGCCCGGAUACCUGCUGCUGCCCUCAGGCCUUGUAUGAAGCAGGGAAAGCAGCCAAGGCCGGGUACCCUCCCUCUGUCUCCGGUGCCCCAGGCCCCUACUCCAUCCCCUCUGUCCCUUUGGGAGGAGCCCCCUCUUCUGGCAUGCUGAUGGACAAGCCGCAUCCACCUCCCUUGGCACCAAGUGACUCCACUGGAGGAAGCCACAGUGUUCGCAAAGGUUACCGGAUCCAAGCCGACAAAGAGAGAGACUCCAUGAAGGUCCUGUACUACGUCGAGAAGGAGCUGGCCCAGUUCGAUCCGGCCAGAAGGAUGAGAGGCAGAUAUAACAACACCAUCUCAGAACUCAGCUCCCUGCAUGAUGAUGACAGCAAUUUCCGCCAGUCCUUCCACCAGAUGCGGAGCAAGCAGUUUCCUAUGUCUGGGGACUUGGAGAGCAACCCUGACUACUGGUCAGGUGUCAUGGGAGGCAACAGCGGGAAUAACCGGGGACCAGCCCUGGAGUAUAACAAAGAGGACCGUGAGAGCUUCAGGCACAGCCAGCCGCGCUCCAAAUCCGAGAUGCUGUCGCGGAAGAACUUCGCCACGGGCGUGCCGGCCGUGUCGAUGGACGAGCUGGCGGCCUUCGCAGACUCCUACGGCCAGCGGUCGCGACGCGCCAACGGCAACAGCCACGAGGCGCGGGCCGGGAGCCGCUUCGAGCGCUCCGAGUCGCGGGCCCACGGCCCCUUCUACCAGGACGGCUCUCUGGACGAGUACUACGGGCGCGGCCGCAGUCGCGAGCCGCCGGGCGACGGGGAUCGCGGCUGGGCUUACAGUCCCGCACGUCGCCGGCCGCCCGAGGAGGCUCCGCUGCCGCGCCUGGUGAGCCGGACCCCGGGCACCGCGCCCAAGUACGACCACUCGUACCUGAGCAGCGUGCUGGAGCGCCAGGGGCGAGCCGAGAGCACCAGCCGCGGUGGCAGCCUGGAGACGCCGUCCAAGCUGGGUGCGCAGCUCGGCCCGCGCAGCGCCUCCUACUACGCCUGGUCGCCGCCCGCCACUUACAAGGCCGGGGCCAGCGAGGGCGAAGACGAGGACGACGCGGCGGAUGAGGAUGCGCUGCCACCCUACAGCGAGCUGGAGCUGAGCCGGGCCCCGUCCUACCGCGGCCGCGACCUGCCCUUCCACAGCAACUCGGAAAAGAGGAGGAAAAAGGAGCCUGCCAAGAAAACUAGUGACUUUCCAACCAGAAUGUCCCUUGUGGUCUGAUGGUGUCAAGACACAACUCUGGAUCAUUAGAAAUCAGAUGCAGACUAUGGAGAUGAGACACAAAGCUGAGAGCCAGCAAGCCUAGGACCUUCUCUGGCCAGCAACCACCUUGGAAGAUUUGUUGAUCUCUGCUUUGGUGACGGACAGGAGGCAUCCUUGAAGGAGGCUGAUUUCAAACCCUGGUGCCCAAUCUAUCUUGAGAAACUUACCAAGAAGACAAUGAUGUGUGAGAACGUACCACAUCAUAACCCACGGGGUCUAUCUUGCCUCACCCACAUUUCCUUAGCAGAAUCAAGACUCUGUGUCCAGUUCUGAAACAGGUAGCUUUGGACCCCUGACCUCUAGAAAUUACCCAUGCUUGUGGUAUGUUUUUCUACAAGUGCUGUUCUGUGCUUAGAGACAGAAGAAUUUAUUACUACUGUUAAAAGACCUUCUGCUCACAAGAGAGAUAACUUCAAGGUAAAAUAUACCUUUUAUCCCCAUCACCUGCAGGCAUUGGUCAAUGAGAUCGUUAUGCUAAAAUCAGAAGGCCUUUGGUGAGCUUAAUGGCAGUGACCUCCUGGGCAAUCACAGAAAUGGCUUCAAUUUGCUGCUCUGACUCACAAGUCUUAAGUGGCUGGGACAAACAGGAUAGCAUUUUGAAAAGCUGUCUAAGUGGUCUCUUUUUCCAUUCGGGGGACGUAAGCUGCUUCUCAUCUUUCUGUUGUGCACAGUGACAUCCAAGCCUUGAACUCCUAAGCCUCUCUCUCUUCCUCUCCUCUCUUCUCCUGAACUUUUCAGGGAGGGGCUGGUGCGUCUGAGGGUGUCCCACUCCACUCUGCAGUGUGACUAACUUGUCAUCAGGUGCCUUUGACAGAUGUUCAAAACACACACUUGGAAGAGGGCGAGAAAAGAAAGCAGUGAGGAGAAAUGGAGAAGAAUUUAAGAGGAAAAUAAUAUGCAGUCUCUUUGGAUCUUGAAUGUGGGUUGUUUUCCCCACAAACACAC